CUUCCCCACCCCCAGUCCACCUCCCUCCCACCCAGCCCCUGCCUCCCUCCCCCUCUCAAACCAUCACCACCACCACACUUUGUGUAUGUUGUAAGUUAGUAGUUGCAGUCGUACCUUCAUGCACAGCUCUUCACUCCUGGCUGUCUGUCCGAGAAUCCAUUCCUUCUCCCCUUCACACCAUUCCAGUGGGAGAGCAUUUACCCCCCCUACAGCUCCAGCUGAGAGUUUUUGGGGCGGAGGAUUUUGGGGUGCUGUGGCGGGGGCACCGGAUGAGUGAGUGAGUGAGUGCGCGAGUGGGUGGAUUGUAGAAGGGUGGAGGUUGUGUGUGUGUGUGUGUGUGAGAGAGAGAGGGAGAGAGAUAGAGUGAGUGUGAGUGAGUGAGCGAGUGAGUGAGUGAUCGGGUGAGGGUGCGUCGGGUUGAGUGACAUUGCAGCGUGGGAUAUUUUUCUUCUGCAGAUAGUCUCGUUGGUUGUUGUCAGGGUGCAUUGUGGAUCAGAUGCUGUUGGGUUUUGCAAUCCGAGAAAAAGCUUCUGGGGCUCGUUCUAUGGAGUGAGGAUUCUGCCGCUGUUGUGCAUGUGGCGAAGUCAUUGCGCAACUGUUCAGCUGCAGUUUUUUCUGAGAACUCGACCAUCAAUCGCAACGUUCUCUCUGCGUCUGUGCAAACUGUGGGCGUGUUCGCGGCGUGCUGGUUUGGGUGUUGAACAAGUGGAGGUUGAGUUGAACAGGAUCGCAGUACGCAUUCUUAGUCACCUAGUCGCUUAGAAGUAGUGCUGGGGCGUGAAGGUUUGAUUACUUCCCUCUGCUUCUCUUCGAAGUGGUGAGUACUUUUUAGGGUGUUGUAGUCCCUCAGAAUUGCUGGGUAUCUCCUACAACCAGCCAGGUGGGGGGCGGAAUUUUUCCCCCAAUGCAACCCACAUCAACUCUGUGAGGGUCCUAUGACCUCCUCGCAGACUCUCCGCGCCUCCCCUCUGAGCCUGGUCAUUGUCCCGGUCAAAGCCUGUGAUGGCAGUCUCUACAACAAACUAGUCGUGCUGUAAGUACUCAGGGAGAAACAGACGGGAGUCACGUUUCACAUUGACGCCUCGGGGUGGUGGUUCUCAUGCUGUGAUUUCGUCGUCGUCGCCAGUUAUCUUUACACUGUAGCCUAGGUCGUGGUAGUGUGCACCCUACAGACGUUGUCACUUGAGAUUCGCCAUAUCUGGCUGCUUUCCUCAGGUGAGCAGUGACCAGUGGAAUGGUCCGUCACAGGUGCAGCUGACUUCUUUUACUCUUGCCCACCACUGUGGGUUCUUCGGAUGUGGUAAACCAGGCAGUAUUGCAGUACUCUACCGCCAUCAGCACGUGAUCACUGAAGCGGUGCUGGGUAGACUGCAAGUCUCCCUCUCUUCCUUUGACACGCUGAGGGAGCUAGAUAAUAACUCGGCACUUUACAUUUCAACGCACUCAUACAUAUCAAGAGAAGCUCACGCUACAGGUCUGCUUGGAGGUGCCGCAGUGAAACUGGAGUUGUAGAGGCGGCUCUUGUUUUGGUUCAGCACAGGGGCAAAUAAACAACUUCAUGGGUGAAAACAUGUUUCGGCGGUGAAGUUUCGUGUGCAACAAAAACUUGGGGGCAUCGUUUGGUAAUGCCGAAAGAAGUUACGUGUGAGUCUGACUCUAAGUCGGGGACUAGCAGCAUGGCGAAGCUGAGCGCGAGCGAGAAGGAGAAGACUAAGUUGAGGGAGAGACAGAGGCGAGCCAUCACCACGAAAAUCUUUGCUGGCCUUAGAAAAUACGGGGGCUACAACCUUCCCCCUCGAGCUGACAUCAAUGACGUGUUGAAAGCUUUGGCCUCCGAAGCGGGAUGGGUAGUGGAACCCGAUGGUAACACUUACCGCUCUCAGCAUUUCAAACGCGUCCAUGUGAUGUCUGAGCAGGGAUUCUCACAACCCUCGAGCAGCCUGCAGCAUUCGCUCCGCCAGACCAACCCGGCCAUGAACCGCUUGAAUCUCAUCCCGCCUCCGACCACGCUCAACACUGGCUUCAACUGCACGCUGGCGGGCUUGAUGGCAGACGCUGGGGAGCUCCGCGAGGGGAACUGCUCCACCACUGCAUCCCCCCGCCACCACUCCAUGGGCGGGGCGGCUGGCCAUCACUCCAACAGUUCCUCGAUGACCCUCAUCGGCUCGGGCUGCAUCUCCAACUCUCCCUUCGCCUCCCCAGCGUCCAGCGAAGGCGGUCCCCCAAGCCAGCGGCUCUCCCAAGGCAACCCUUACCUCGCUGGCCUCUCCAAUGGCUUUCUGCCCUCCUGCGGCCAAGUCCUUUCCGACGGCCGAGACGGCGAUUCCUCAGGAAUCAAGGAGGAGUCUGCGGCAGCUGCCGCAGCAGCAUACUUCAGCGCUGACACUCUCGACGCUCGAGACUUCCAGAUGCAGAGAGCAACCUUGGACGCCUCCCAUUUCCUCAACUCUCGAGAUUUCUCGGGCCGAGGCUCCCUCACCAACAGCAACAACAACAACAUGAACUCCUUGUUCUUCAACGCUGCGCAACAAGCCCCGAAUCGGUUUGGCCAGCGCGCAGCUCCCCAGCUCCCCAACCUCAUGAUGCUGUCGACCGGGCACCCGUUCCUCCAAGAGCAACGGGCGUCUAACCAGAACACUCCCCUAGGAUCUCCAAGACUGCAGGAUCCAAACUAAGUGCGAAUCUUUCAAGGAUUGGAUGGAUCAAUCAUCAUCAUCUUCAAGCACAAAUCAACUGUGUCUGCAAUCAUCUGGUGCGGUAGUAACAGCAGCAGCAGCAAAUGGAGUGUUUAAAUUUGUUCCUCUUCAAACCUUUUAACCCGACGUAUGAAUCGAAAGAUCGAUGAGCAAAUCCCAGCAGGGGGUGUGCAACAAACAAACAAACAAACAACACUGUGCAGUUAUGACGAAGAAGCUCUGUCACCUGCGGUGGCCUCCAUGACCAUAGACCUCCCCUGUAGGAUGAAACCGGGUGGAGCUGUAGAAUUAGCCCCCUUUUUUGAUGAAGCAUCUUGCGGGGCAGUUGGAGGGAUAUCUCACUUGCAGACUCAGGCCAAAGGUUUUCCCUUCUCUCUCUCUCUCUCUCUCUCUCUCUCUCCCCCCCCCCCUUUUUUUAAAAAAAAUUUAUUUUUCUUCUUUUUUUCGCUUUCUUAAUUUUCUUUUUAUAGGAUCCUGUUCAUCACCGCAUCAAGUUACAGGUCAUGAAAUGCAAACCAAGCCGGUGGCUGUUUCCUGAGAGAAAGUAAAAAGAUGCUUCUUUUUUGCACUCAGUAAUGUUUUCCUCCUUUGUUAGAUGUGAGACUCUUGGUCCCAAGUGCCAUUUCGUUUGCAUGAUCCUGCACCGUCGUAUUUAAGCUUUUGCUGUAUCUAUGAACAUGCAACAACGUUGUUGUGAUCUUUCCACUCACCUGGGUGCCGGCUCGGCCUUAA
Physcomitrium patens is the source of this 3428-nucleotide messenger RNA. RefSeq lists its product as uncharacterized. The record is from RefSeq and is a predicted model, not a curated record. Gene Ontology annotation, biological process: DNA-templated transcription; brassinosteroid mediated signaling pathway. Lineage: Eukaryota; Viridiplantae; Streptophyta; Bryopsida; Funariales; Funariaceae. Gene Ontology annotation, molecular function: DNA-binding transcription factor activity.